This is a messenger RNA of Aspergillus versicolor CBS 583.65, 1290 nucleotides long. Its product is annotated as MCT family MFS transporter. The record is from RefSeq and is a predicted model, not a curated record. Gene Ontology annotation, molecular function: transmembrane transporter activity. NCBI's taxonomy places the organism in Eukaryota, Fungi, Ascomycota, Eurotiomycetes, Eurotiales, Aspergillaceae. The coding region runs from base 1 to 1290 and encodes 429 amino acids. Gene Ontology annotation, cellular component: fungal-type vacuole membrane. Gene Ontology annotation, biological process: transmembrane transport. The transcript is spliced from 8 exons.
AUGCGUUCUGCGAAUAUAGAAGACCAGGGCGAGGAGAGGGGAUCAAAUCAAAGCAGCAGCCCAGAGCCACUAGCUAUGGUAGAAGGAUCAUUAGAGGGAUGUAUGGCAGUAUUCGGCUCCUUUCUUAUAUACUUUGCUACGUUUGGCGUCAUCAACAGUUUUGGGACCUUUCAAAGCUAUUAUGAAUCUGACUAUCUACACACUUCAUCAUCAACUGCCAUCGCUUUCAUCGGAACCCUUCAGAUCAGUCUGCUGUAUCUCAUCAGUCCGCUUAGCGGCGCUCUGUUCGAUUCAUAUCCCAUCAAGUACCUCUACCUCACCGGUGGCAUCGGUACCACCCUAUCACUCGUGGCUCUAUCAUUUACUAAACGGGAUCAAUUAUGGCAGCAACUACUGUCUCAAGGCCUACUUUUUGGCCUGACCGUGUCGUUUGGCGCCCAACCCGCCAUUGCCAUUGCUGGGCACUAUUUCAAAAAGCGACGCGCUCUGGCAAUGGGUAUUGUAGCCGCAGGAAGUAGCGUGGGAGGCGUGUGUUUGCCCAUAAUGCUCUCGAGGCUCUUCAAAAGUGUGGGAUUUGCAUGGGCCGUCCGUGUUCAAGCACUACUUGUGAUAGCUUGUUACGGGUUAGCAGUGCUUGUCACCCGAGCCCGAAAACCGUUGAAACCUCCCAAAAAAUGGAAGCAGCUGCUCGACUUUCGCGGCUUUAAAGACAGCCGGUUUUCGAUUCUUGCACUUGGAUCCCUUCUUUCUAACAUCGGACUUUAUUUUCCAUAUUAUUACAUAGAGAGUUAUGCAAUCAUCCAUGGCAUCUCCGACUCUAUUCACCCGUAUCUCCUCGCCUGUAUCAACGCGGCCAGCUUCUUUGGACGCAUUAUCGGUGGGCAACUCGGUGACCGUCUCGGCGUCAUAAAUAUGCUUUACCCAGCAACUCUAUCAUGUGUUAUCUUAGACUUGGCUAUGUGGCUUGUUGCAACCAAUGGCGGUACAAUCAUUGCAUUUGCCUGUAUCUACGGUUUCUUUUCUGGCGCAAUCAUAUCCAUAAUAUUCCCGGCCGUCGCCCAACUUUCACCGGCCGAGGAUCUAGGCGCAUACAUGGGGGCAUUUUCCACCGUACUAUCUGUUGGGACGUUAAUCGGCACUCCUGUUGGUGGUGCGUUUUUGAAUAACGAUAGCUCAAAAGAUGCAUACAAGCAUUUAAUUAUCUUUGGGGGUUGUAUCAUGUUCGCCGGGGCUGCAGUUACCUUUGUUGCGAGAACGAGAUGCAGUCGCAAUUUGCUAGCAAAAUUUUGA